AUGUGGUCUGCCAGACAAUUAGGCCUUAGAUUCUGGAAAAAGAAUGGAUUUGUCCCAGUCUAUCUUCGUCAAACAGCGAAUGAACUCACAGGUGAACAUUCCUGCAUCAUGUUGAAAAACCUUAAAGAUGAUUGUGAUGAAGACAAUGAAGAAAAGAAAGAAUCCUGGCUUGUUUCUUACUGGAAAGAUUUCCGGCACCGGUUCAUCUCUCUCUUGUCGUUUGAGUUCCGCAAGUUUGGCACCAGUACAGUGCUCAGCAUUCUGCAGCAAAAACAUUGCAAAGAAGAAUGUCAAGACCUGAGCAAAACAGAACUUGAUUAUGAAUUCACCACCUACGACCUGAAACGGCUGGAACUCUACUCACAGAACAUGGUGGACUACCACCUGAUCAUGGACCUGAUACCUUCUAUAAGCAAACUGUUCUUUCUUAAGAAAAUGUCUGGAUUUAAUCUUAGUGCUGUGCAACUGGCUCUUCUUCUUGGUAUUGGACUCCAACACAAAACAAUUGAAGACUUAGAAAAGGACAUUGACCUCCCUGUUAGCCAAUUGCUUGGACUCUACAACAGAAUUCUCCGUAAAGUUGUCCAGUAUUUCAACCGAAUCAUAGAAGAAUCUGUAGAGAAGACGAUAAUAAAACCUACCAAAGUUGUCAUGGAACCUGUUAAAAAUACUCUUGAUGAAGAACUGGAUGAGGUAGCAGGUUAUGUAAAGAACAAAUUAGAGAAAUCAGCAACCCUGGAAGGUGUCGAUCUUAGCCACUAUGCAAUCAAGGGAACUGAAGAGGAAUGGGACUCUGCCAUUUCUGGUGGCAAAACAUCUGUCAGCAUUAAAAGCUCUAAAACCAAGCGUCCGUUCUCUGGUGUGCACAACUUGAAUGUAAAUGGAGAUAGUAACAAACAAACAUCAAAGAAGAGGAAAAAGUUUAAGACGGAGAAAAAAUUCUGA
Messenger RNA from Acanthosepion pharaonis, 945 nucleotides. The record is from the annotation of a GenBank genome assembly. NCBI's taxonomy places the organism in Eukaryota, Metazoa, Mollusca, Cephalopoda, Sepiida, Sepiidae.